AGUUGAGGGCUUGGGGGCGGCGCCGCCGCCUCUUUGCCGCUUGAAAGACAUGGCCGGCGGUGGGGCUCCCUCCUCGCUUCGUGUGCUGGUGGACAUGGAUGGGGUCUUGAGCGACUUCGAGGGCGGGCUGCUCCGCGACUUUGUCGCUUCCUACCCCGAGGAGCCUCACGUGGAACUGGCGCAACGAAAGGGCUUUUCAGCGCUGGAUCAAUACCGGCGCCUGCGGGAAGACCUAGGGGACAAAAUAGCCAAGGUCUAUGAAUCACCUGGCUUCUUUCUGAGUCUGCAGCCCAUCCCAGGAGCUAUUGAAGCAAUGCACGAGAUGAUUCAAAUGCCCAACACUGAAGUUUUUAUUUGCACAAGUCCUUUACGGAAAUAUGAAUACUGCGUUUCAGAAAAGUAUGUAUGGGUUGCGCAGCACUUGGGUCCUAAAUUUGUGGAGCGACUAAUUCUGACUCGAGAUAAAACAGUUGUUUCAGCUGAUCUGCUCAUUGAUGACAAAGACAUCAUUAAAGGGAUAGAGCCAAAUCCAAGCUGGGAACACAUCUUGUUCUCUUGCUGUCACAACAAACAUCUAAAGCUGCAGCCGCCACGGAGAAGGCUUGAAUCUUGGACCAAUGACUGGAAGGCGAUACUGGAGAGCAAACGCUCCAAGUGAAGCAUAUAGAAAAGAACAUUUAUUUCAGCCACCAUCAAAAAGCUCUGGGAAGUAUUUGCUGAUCACCAAUGCCAAUUGGAAACAGAGACAGGCCCUUCGAGUCAGAUGAUCCAUAUGGGAAUAAGAUUGUAUCUUAAUUCCAAAUGCGCUUGACUGAUUUAUUAAAAUAUUAAAUCCUUGGAUGGAA
Molecule: messenger RNA, 845 nt
Organism: Thamnophis sirtalis
Lineage: Eukaryota; Metazoa; Chordata; Lepidosauria; Squamata; Natricidae
Gene: NT5C
Product: 5', 3'-nucleotidase, cytosolic
Biological process (GO): pyrimidine deoxyribonucleotide catabolic process
Cellular component (GO): mitochondrion
Molecular function (GO): 5'-nucleotidase activity
Source: RefSeq, a predicted model, not a curated record